CAAUUGAUGAGACUACCGACAGCAAUGGAAGGGUUGCAGAGGAGGUUUGUAACAUGUUUCCAAAAGUAGACAAACUAAUUUCAAAUGUUAAAAAAACUUUUUUAAAAGCACCAUAUCGAGUCCAAAUUUUUAAAAACGAAGCUCCUGAAGUAAUGCUCCCCCCCUGAACCUAUAAUUACUCGUUGAGAGACGUGGUUAGAUGCAACAUACUAUUAUUGUAAAUAUAUACAAAGCAUUCCAAAUGUUUUUAUGAAGUUGGAUGACGAUUCAGCUUCUAUAUUAAAAGUAAAAAAUAUUUUGGAUGACCAACAAUUAGACGCAAAUUUGGUUUGUAUUACAGCCAAGUUUGGAAUUAUAUCUAAAUCGAUUACCCAGCUUGAAAAACGUGGAUUAAAACUAGUCGAUUCAAUUAACAUUGUAAACAGAAUGAUAGACGAUAUGAACAUAAUUGAUACACACUCGAAGAGUAUAAAAUCAGUAGUGGAAAAACUUAAAAAAGUAAUAGAAAAAAACAAAGGUUUCAAUACGCUUCGUAUAAUUUCAAAUAUUUUAAAUGACACUGAGGAAAACAUUGAUGAAUUAGGAGAUUUGAAUGCUAGUGAAAUGGUUUACUUCAAGUAUGCACCGAUCACGUCAAUGGACGUCGAACGAAGUUUUUCGCAAUAUAAGAACCUGCUGACAAAUAAAAGACGUUCUCUGCUAUUUGAAAAUAUCAAAGAAAUGUUAAUAAUUCAGUGCAAUUCUAAUUUAGGUAAGGUAAAUAUUUGAGAAUAAUUCAACAAUUAUUUUAACAUACCUUUUUUGUGCAAAAUAAUA
Molecule: messenger RNA, 816 nt
Organism: Sipha flava (yellow sugarcane aphid)
Lineage: Eukaryota; Metazoa; Arthropoda; Insecta; Hemiptera; Aphididae
Exons: 2
Coding region: 250-768 (172 amino acids)
Source: RefSeq, a predicted model, not a curated record